AUGGCCACCGUCGCUGAUAUCGUUCUUCUGCCCGGCGAUGGCGUCGGCCCCGAGGUCGUCGCCGAAGCCAAGAAGGUCCUCGAGGCCGUCUCCCAGGUCCGAUCGCAGGCCCUGAAUCUGUCCUUCAACUUCAAGGAGGAGCUGCUCGGCGGCUGUGCCAUCGAUGCCACCGGCUCUCCCUUCCCUGAGCAGACCAAAAAGUCUUGCCAGGCUGCCGCCGCCAUCCUCCUUGGUGCUGUUGGCGGUCCGCAAUGGCCCCGUCCCGCCACCGCCGAGUGCCCCAAGCCUCCUCGCCCCGAGCAGGGUCUCCUCGAUAUCCGAAAGGAGCUGGAUCUCUUUGCCAACAUCCGCCCGUGCCGCUUCCCGUCAAAGUCGCUCGUCCAGCUGUCGCCCCUCAAGGAGCAUCUGGUCAAGGGCACUGAUUUCAUUGUUGUCCGCGAACUGACCGGCGGCAUCUACUUUGGCAAGCGCGAGGAAGAGACCAAUGGCCAGGCCUACGACACCAUGUCCUACUCUGUUGAGGAGGUUCAGCGCAUUACCCGCAUUGCCGGCGAGCUCGCUAUGCUCACCUCGCCGCCUCAGCCCAUCAUGUCCAUCGACAAGGCCAACGUCCUGGCCACCUCCCGCCUGUGGCGCCGCGUGGCUACCGAGACCAUCGAGAAGGAGUUCCCCCGGGUCAAGCUCUCCCACAACCUCGUCGACUCGGCCGCCAUGCACAUGAUCAACACCCCCCGCAAGCUUAACGGCGUCGUCCUGACCGAGAACAUGUUUGGUGAUAUUCUCUCCGACGAGGCCUCGGUCAUUCCUGGCUCGCUGGGUCUGCUGCCCUCGGCCAGUCUGAACGGCUGGGGCUCCAAGAGCGUUGGCCUCUACGAGCCCAUCCACGGCUCUGCCCCCGACAUUGCCGGCCAAGGCAUUGCGAACCCGAUCGGCACCAUUCUCAGCGCCGCCAUGCUCCUGCGUUACUCGCUCGGCCUGGAGGCUGAAGCCAAGGCCGUCGAAGAUGCCGUCGAGAAGGUUCUGGACAACCAGGAGGACGGCGGUCUGGGUCUGCGCACCCGCGACCUCGGCGGUUCCGCCACCACCUCGCAGAUCGGCGAUGCUGUCAUCUCCAUCCUGAUCCCCCUUCUGCAAAACCUCUGA
This is a messenger RNA of Polychytrium aggregatum, 1143 nucleotides long. Its product is annotated as 3-isopropylmalate dehydrogenase. Gene Ontology annotation, cellular component: cytosol. Gene Ontology annotation, molecular function: 3-isopropylmalate dehydrogenase activity; magnesium ion binding; NAD binding. The record is from RefSeq and is a predicted model, not a curated record. The coding region runs from base 1 to 1143 and encodes 380 amino acids. NCBI's taxonomy places the organism in Eukaryota, Fungi, Chytridiomycota, Chytridiomycetes, Polychytriales. The transcript has 4 exons. Gene Ontology annotation, biological process: L-leucine biosynthetic process.